Messenger RNA from Chanos chanos (milkfish), 2358 nucleotides. RefSeq names its product poly(A) binding protein, cytoplasmic 4 (inducible form) (gene pabpc4). The record is from RefSeq and is a predicted model, not a curated record. The transcript is spliced from 15 exons. Lineage: Eukaryota; Metazoa; Chordata; Actinopteri; Gonorynchiformes; Chanidae. The coding region runs from base 1 to 1914 and encodes 637 amino acids. Gene Ontology annotation, molecular function: RNA binding.
AUGAACACAGCGACCGCCGGGAGUUACCCAAUGGCUUCUCUUUAUGUCGGCGACUUGCACCCAGAUAUCACGGAGGCUAUGUUAUACGAGAAAUUCAGCCCAGCCGGACCGGUGCUCUCUAUUCGUGUGUGUCGCGACAUGAUCACCCGGCGUUCCUUGGGUUAUGCCUAUGUGAACUUCCAGCAGCCGGCAGAUGCCGAGAGGGCCUUGGACACCAUGAACUUUGACGUGGUCAAAGGGAAACCCAUCAGGAUCAUGUGGUCACAGAGAGACCCCUCACUCAGGAAGUCUGGUGUAGGAAACGUGUUCAUCAAAAAUCUGGACAAGUCUAUCGACAACAAAGCCCUCUAUGACACCUUCUCAGCUUUUGGAAACAUCUUGUCAUGCAAGGUGGUGUGUGAUGAAAAUGGAUCCAAGGGCUAUGCAUUUGUGCACUUCGAGACCCAGGAUGCAGCUGAUCGUGCCAUUGAAAAGAUGAAUGGCAUGCUCCUAAACGACCGCAAGGUGUUUGUGGGGCGGUUCAAGUCCCGAAAAGAGAGGGAGGCUGAGCUUGGGGCUAAAGCGAAGGAGUUCACCAAUGUCUAUAUCAAAAACUUUGGGGAAGACAUGGAUGAUGACAGGUUGAAAGAACUCUUUGAUAAAUACGGUAAAACCCUCAGUGUGAAGGUAAUGACUGAUCUCACUGGAAAAUCAAGAGGAUUUGGGUUUGUGAGCUACGAGAAACACGAGGAUGCUAAUAAGGCAGUAGAGGAGAUGAAUGGUACCGAGCUGAAUGGCAAGACUGUGUUUGUGGGCCGUGCUCAAAAGAAGAUGGAAAGACAGGCCGAGCUGAAGAGGAAGUUUGAACAACUGAAGCAGGAGAGGAUAAGCAGAUACCAGGGGGUGAAUCUCUACAUCAAAAACCUGGAUGACACCAUCGAUGAUGAAAAACUGCGAAAGGAGUUUUCCCCCUUUGGCUCCAUCACUAGCGCUAAGGUUAUGUUGGAAGAAGGCCGCUCCAAAGGCUUUGGUUUCGUUUGCUUCUCUUCGCCUGAGGAGGCCACUAAGGCAGUCACGGAAAUGAACGGGCGAAUUGUGGGUUCCAAACCUCUCUAUGUGGCCUUGGCCCAGCGUAAAGAGGAGCGCAAAGCCCACCUCACUAACCAGUACAUGCAGCGUAUCGCUGGGAUGAGGGCCAUGCCCGCUAAUGCCAUCAUCAAUCAGUUCCAGCCAGCAAGUGGAUACUUUAUGCCAGCUGUUCCACAGGCUCAGAACAGGACAACGUAUUACGCACCCAAUCAACUGGCUCAAAUGAGACCCAACCCACGCUGGCAGCAGCAAGGUGGAAGAGGACAAGGUGGAUUCCAGGGCAUGCCCAAUUCCUUGCGCCAGCCCGGUCCCCGUGCCAACCUGCGACAUCUGGCUCCCAGUGCCAGCACCCAAGGCCCACGUGGCAUGCCCUCAGGAACCCAGAGAGUGGGAACGACUGGCCAACCCAUGGGCCCUCGACCUUCCAUGGGUGUCACCACCCCACGUGCCAUGCCACCCUACAAAUAUGCCACCACCGUACGAAACCCCCAACCCCAAGUGGUUCAACCCAUUGCCUUACAGCAGGCUCAGCCGGCAGUGCACGUCCAGGGGCAGGAGCCCCUAACGGCCUCAAUGCUGGCGGCAGCACCCCCCCAGGAGCAGAAACAGAUGCUAGGUGAGCGUCUGUUCCCACUGAUCCAAGCCAUGCAUCCCAGUUUGGCAGGAAAGAUCACUGGGAUGCUGCUGGAGAUUGACAACUCUGAGCUGCUCCAUAUGCUGGAAUCCCACGAGUCCCUUCGCUCUAAGGUGGAGGAGGCUGUGGCUGUUCUACAGGCUCAUCAGGCGAAGAAAGAUGCCACUCAGAAAGUGGGUGUAAACGCCACAACCGCAGCAGCUACCUCUUGACAGGUUUCAUCCGAGAGCUGAGGAGAGAUCACUAUUCUAGCUGCUGUCAGCCGGGCAUCCUUUCACAGCUGAACAAAAUAAAAUAAAAUAAAAGAAAAGAAAAAAAUAGAAAAAAAGAGAGCUAAGGAGGGAGAGAUAAUAGGAAAGAAAAAAACAUACUUGAACAUUUACAGGGCUUAUAGUUUUAUAGCUCUGUGGUGGUUUUUAACUGCAUGGGCUACUGACGCAUAAAAUUAAUCAAACAGGAGCCAUUCUUUGAUGGAAAAUAUCUCCAUGAUGUGGCCAGGACAGACCUUUUUCUAUAAGGAAAUUGAGAUUUGUUCUUUUUCUUUGUAUUGAGUUGUGUGGUUGCUGUUUUGAUUGGAACUCUAGGUUUUUCCAUCCCCACCUGACGAUACCUGAUGAGUGGUGUGACACUCUAAAUAAAGGGAUGAAUAAAUAUCA